Cotesia congregata is the source of this 2469-nucleotide messenger RNA. NCBI's taxonomy places the organism in Eukaryota, Metazoa, Arthropoda, Insecta, Hymenoptera, Braconidae. The record is from the annotation of a GenBank genome assembly.
AUGGAUUUGUCAGAAGUAAUCAGCAGUAAAUUUGGUGAAAAAAAUUUAAAAAAUAUCCUGAGCAAAGCGACUGGUCAUGAAAUUUCAAAAAUUUCUGAUACGGGGUGCGAAUUUGAGGCUAAUUCUACAAAAGGUGACAAUUAUCUCUCAGUAGUGCAUCGCGUACGGAUCCACGGUCUCGUUGAUGGUAAACAAAUAGAGACUAGAGUAAUUAUUAAAACAUUGCCACGAAAUAUCGCGACUCGAAAGACUUUCCGGAGUGCGGAGUUUUUUGAAAAUGAAAUAAACUUUUACAACAAGGUUAUUCCUUUGAUGGAGAAAUUCCUGGAGACUAAAGGUAAAAAAAAUUUUCUACCUGCUCCAAAAUGCUGGGACAAAUACUUUGAUGGAGAAAAUGAUUUUAUCGUUCUGGAAGAUAUCAGAACUCGUGGGUACGGACAUAUUGCAAGACAAGAUCCUUGGAAACUUGAAAAUAUUAAAGUUAUACUGAAAACUUUAGCGCAAUUCCACGCUAUAUCAUUCGCGUUUAAGGAUCAGUGUCCUGAGGUAUUUUCUCAGAUACCAAAAAUUCUUAAAGAAUGUUUUUAUGGUACUGAAAAACACUGGGCGUGGUAUGGAGAGUAUUAUAAUGAGACAUUAAACGUCGCCAAGGACGCGGUUUCAAAAGAAUACCCAGGAUCAUCAGAAGAGAAAAAGUUUCUAUCAAUUCCCGCCCGUUUCUUCUUCGAAAAAUCAAUGGAGAUUUGUAGACAUCCCGAAGCUCCAACGUCUGUGGUAACUCAAGGUGACUCUUGGGCAGCCAAUUUCAUGCUUAAUUUAUCAGAAAAAAGUUCAUCUAGCGACCAAGAACCAGCGGCUAUCUUGUUGGACUUCCAACUAGCCAGAUGCUCCAGCCCAGUUACAGACAUUGCUUACUUUUUGUAUACAAGUACCGAUAAAGUAACUCGUGAUAACCACUUCCAAGAUCUUCUCAACUAUUAUCACUGCAAUCUUAUCGAAACGGUUGUUUCUCUUGGCUCUAAACCAGACUUGUAUCCGCUGGAUACAUUUUUACAAGAGGUGAAGGAAAAAUUCAUUCUAGGAUUCGGAUUUUCAAUAGAAGCUCUACCGGUUAUGACACUCGACGAAUCAGAAGCGUUUGAUAUCGAAGAUAUUCAGGGAACUGAAGCCGUGAAUAUUUCUAAAGUAUGGAAAGUUAAACCGAUAUCGUGUAAGAAAAAUCGCAAGCGAGUUGCUGAUGCGAUGUUAUUGACGGAAAAAACACUGGAAAAUAUUGUAAAACAGGCAACUGGAGGAAAUAACAUCGAAAUAAUUGAUUGGAAAAGUGAGGAAGCUUCUAAGAAAGGUGACAGUUACUUAUCUACUGUUACGAGAUUGACGAUAGAAGCUAUUGUUGAUAACAAGAAUAAUAAUUUGAAAGUUGUCAUCAAGUCGCUGCCGGAUAAUUUGGGCCGCAGGAAAACUUUUCGCAGCGCUGAAUUUUUUCGAAAUGAAAUAACGUUUUAUACAAAGGUAAUGCCGUUAUUUAGAUCAUUUCUAACAUCAAAAAACCAGAAUCAUUUGCUGCUGGUACCGGACUGUUACGCUCAUAUUUUGGAUGGCGAAAACGACUUUAUUGUCUUAGAAGACGUGACAACCCGAGGAUUCGGUCCAGCUUCGAGGCAAAGUACUUUAAGUAUCGAAGAAUUCGAGCUUAUCCUGAAAGCUAUGGCGAGAUUCCACGGAGUUUCUUUUGCUUGCAAAGCCAAUGACUCCAAAAAAUUUUCAGACGUCUCGAAUCAGUUGAUAGAAACUUAUUUCAGCGACAACCAUUGGGAUUGGUACAAGACUUUCCACGGAGUCGCAAUUAAAAUUGCAAAGGACGCGAUGGAAAAAGAAUAUCCCGAAACAGAAGAGCAGAAAAAAUUUUUAAGCAUCCAGGGCAAUGAUUUGUGGCGCAAAAGUGUCCAAGUUUGCUCUCAAACUACGACACCAUCAUCAGUAAUAAACCAAGGAGACGCUUGGGCUCCGAAUUUCCUGAUGCGCAGCACUGAGUCUGGAGAAAAAGAAGCUUUGCUUCUAGAUUUCCAGCUAGCGAGAUGCGCUAGUCCAAUUGCUGAUCUUUCAUUCUUCAUUUAUUCUUGCUCAGACACAAGAUUGCGCGAAAUUCAUUUUGAUAAACUGCUUGAGUUUUACUACAAGCAUCUCGCGGAGACUAUCAAGGUUCUCGGGGGUAAUCCGGAUAAUAUUUAUAGCCGAGAAACAUUUUUUGGUGAAGUACAGAAAGAAUUUGGACAUGGAUUGAACUUUUGCUUGGAAUCAGUCCCUCUGAGUAUGUUAGAAGAAGAUGAACUGUUUGAGUUAGACGAAAUUCAAGGAACCACAGUGGAUCUCGCGGAUGUUUGGAAACUAAAGCCGAUUGAAAAUAAAGAAAAGAGAAAGCGGCUUGCUGACAUUAUCAUGCACGCGAUACAACAUGAUUUUAUAUAA